AUGACACGAAAGCGCAAUGCUGUCGCAGCAGCAGCUGCCACUCUCGCUGCAACAGUCGCAUCCUCAAUGGCAGCGACACCAGGGGGCAGUGAGAUCGUUGGCUCCUCUGCCGUGUCCGGCAUGAUGCUCUUCAACAGCGCACCUGGCAAAGUCGUGAUCCUAGACAAGACCGAGGGCAAUGCAGCUCAGAUCAAUGGCCACCCAGCAUGGGGAGAGGAAUGGGACACCAACAGCCGCACCGGUCGUCUCAUGAAUGUGAUCACCAACACCUUCUGCGCAGGUGGCAUGUCGCUCGGCAACGGCACUUGGGCUGUCUUUGGAGGUAACGAGAAUGUCGGUCCAGGUGGUAACUCGACCACACCUCGUUUCAACGCCACUGCACCUUACUAUGACGGAGACGGAGGCGCUGCUGCUCGCUUCUACACGGCCAACUCGCAAGGCAACGCGGACUGGGAUGAUGGCAACCACUACAUGAAGAGGCGUAGGUGGUAUCCUACCGUUGAAGCGCUUGCUGACGGUACAUUGUGGGUUGGUGGUGGUGAAGACUACGGUGGAUAUGUAGCGGAUGCUGGACAGAACCAACCCAACUUUGAGUACUGGCCACCAAGAGGCGAUGCUAUCAACAUGGACUUCCUCACCCAGACUCUCCCCAUGAACCUGUACCCCUUGGCAUGGCUCAUGUCUUCAGGUCGACUUUUCGUCCAGGCCGGACAAGAUGCGAUCCUGUAUGACCUCGGCAACAACUCGGUCGUCAAGAACUUGCCAUCGACUACAGGACCCAUGAAGGUUUACCCGGCUUCCGCCGGUGUCGCUAUGUUGCCACUGACGCCAGCCAACAACUACACGCAAGAGGUGCUGUUCUGCGGUGGUGUGCAGAGACCACUCAAUGAGUGGGGCAACGGUGCUGGACCUGCCUACAACCCACUAAACAUGCCGGCAAGCAAGGUUUGCGAGCGCAUUACCCCAGAGGCAGACAACCCGACAUGGGAGCAGGACGACGACUUGAUCAACGGUCGAUCCAUGGGUACUUUUGUCUACUUGCCCGACGGCAAGUUGUGGUUCGGGCAGGGCGUGCGUAUGGGCACGGGAGGCUACUCGGGACAGGACUACAAUAAGAACCUCGGCAUCUCGCUUGGUGACCAUCCCGACUUCCAGCCUAUGAUUUACGAUCCAACAGCAUCCAAGGGGUCGCGCUUCUCAACCGAUGGCUUGGCUCGCAUGCAGGUUCAGAGGAUGUACCACUCAACUGCCAUCUUGCUCGAGGAUGGUUCCGUGCUAACCGCCGGCUCCAAUCCUAAUGCCGAUGUGAGCUUCGACAACCCGGCCAACUACACCAACACCGAGUACCGUCUGGAGCAGUGGUACCCGCUGUGGUACAACGAGGCCAGGCCAACCCAGCCCAAUGUCACGCAGAUCGCCUACGGUGGUGGCUCCUUUGAUGUCUCUCUCUCGAGCUCGGAUCUCUCGAAUAACAUCACCAACAUCAAGACUGCCAAGAUGGUCAUCAUUCGCUCUGGUUUCGCUACGCACGGUGUCAACUUCGGCCAGCGAUACCUCGAGCUUAAUUCGACCUACACUGCGAACCAGGACGGCAGCGUUGGUGGUACGCUUCACGUCUCCAUGAUGCCUCCAAACGCGAACAUCUUCCAGCCGGGACCUGCAAUGGCUUUCCUUGUGGUCAACGGCAUUCCUUCGCGUGGUCAACACGUCAUGAUCGGUACUGGACAGCUUGGCGACCAGCGCGUCACUGCUGGCACUUCCCUUCCCGCAUCGCAGGACCCGCCGGCACCCAAGACCAGCAGCAACAACGGCAAAGAACCAGGCUCCGGAUCCAACACGGGUUCGCUGUCAGGACGGCCCAGCAGCAGUAGCACGCUGUCUGCAAGUAUUGGUGCUUCGUUUGCCUUGGCAGCUGUCUUGUCUGCUGUGGGAUCAUUUGCUUGA
Molecule: messenger RNA, 1944 nt
Organism: Ustilago hordei
Lineage: Eukaryota; Fungi; Basidiomycota; Ustilaginomycetes; Ustilaginales; Ustilaginaceae
Product: putative glyoxaloxidase 3
Exons: 1
Coding region: 1-1944 (647 amino acids)
Source: RefSeq, a predicted model, not a curated record